Molecule: messenger RNA, 2537 nt
Organism: Fundulus heteroclitus (mummichog)
Lineage: Eukaryota; Metazoa; Chordata; Actinopteri; Cyprinodontiformes; Fundulidae
Product: stromelysin-3
Exons: 9
Coding region: 68-1591 (507 amino acids)
Biological process (GO): extracellular matrix organization; collagen catabolic process; proteolysis
Cellular component (GO): extracellular matrix
Molecular function (GO): metalloendopeptidase activity; zinc ion binding
Source: RefSeq, a predicted model, not a curated record
CCUCCUGCCAGCAUCGCCUCCCUCUCUGUUGCUCCUUCAGUCUCCCUGCAGCUCCCGGAGGAACAACAUGAUGCAGGUCGUCCUGUUCUGCUGCGCCGUCUUUUCUCUGCAACUUUGGCUCUGCGCUGACUCUGCGCCGGUGUUUGAGGGCAGGACUGCCCAGCAGCUGCAGAUCACUGAAGCUGUGAAGCACGGCGGUGGCAGCAUCAUGCUGAGGUUCUCCUUCAGUCCAGUGGUUCUGGGAUGGCCUAACAGCAACAGCCAUGUUGUUCUAAAGAAGAGGGGUCGACACAGGCAGCACACUCUGGACCAAGAACCCCAUUUAAAGUCUGUUCUCGGGUCCAGAAAUGAGACGGAGCUCUGGAACCGUCCUCGCUGUGGAGUCCCAGACUAUCCCAGAGUAACGCCGCUCAACGGGUCACACCACAGCCUGAAGACGAGCAGAAAGCAGCGCGGGAAAAGGUUUGCUCUGUUUGGAGGACGCUGGGACAAAACCGACCUCACUUACAGGAUUGUUCGUUUUCCCUGGCAGAUGGCUGAGGACAAAGCUCGGCACAUUUUGGCGGAGGCCUUCGGGGUUUGGAGCGCCGUCACUCCUCUGACGUUCAGAGAAGUUGUUCAUGAGAGAGCGGACAUCAUCAUCGACUUUACCAGAUACUGGCAUGGUGAUGACUUACCAUUCGACGGUCCUGGAGGAAUUCUGGCCCACGCUUAUUUCCCCCGUACGCUCAAAGAGGGAGAGGUCCACUUUGACUAUGAUGAAGACUGGACAGUUGGCAACAGUGUUGGUACCGACCUUCUCCAGGUGGCGGCCCAUGAGUUCGGCCAUGUUCUGGGCCUGCAGCACUCCUUGGAGCCCGACGCUGUCAUGUGUCCCUUCUACAGCGAUUCCUACCCGCUGAAGCUCAGUGAGGACGAUAAGAGGGGGAUCCAGUAUUUAUACGGACCCCCCCGCUACACGCCACCGGAAAUAACGGAGACCAACGAGAUCGAGACUGAACUGCCGGACGCCUGCAGAACAAGCUUCGAUGCCGUGUCCGUGAUCAGGGGAGAGCUCUUCUUCUUCAGGUCUCGUUACGUUUGGCGUAUCCGUGACGGGCGUCUACAAGCCGGCUAUCCGGCCUUGUCUUCACGCCACUGGAGCGGCAUUCCUGACUACAUCGAUGCAGCAUACGAAGAUAAGUCUGGAAACAUCUGGUUCUUCCAAGGCGACAGCUACUGGGUGUUUGAUGCUGAGAGGAAGAUAUCUGGACCGGUACCGGUGCAGCAGCUGGGUCUUCCUGUGACAGACAUCCAGGCGGCUCUGAGGUGGGAGGAGGACCACACGGAGAAGAUUUACCUCUUCAAAUCUUCCUUCUACUGGUCCUUCGACGUUCAGGAGAACCGAGUGAAGGAGCUCCACCCUCGCAGCAUGCAUGAGUGGGCAGGACUGCCGGGCCACAUCGACGCAGCCUUUCUGGACAGCUACGGUUACGCCAACUUCCUGAGUGGGCGGUACUACUGGAGGUUUGAUCCGGUGGCGCUGAAGGUGCUGGAAGGCUACCCUCGCAGAAUCGGGAUGGAUUUCUUCGGCUGCUCUGAAUCUGUAUAAACACGUAAAGUCAUUAGUUAGAAGAACCCGCUGAGUCGUGUUUCAUUAAGACGUAGAACCUUGACCAGGAUAAAACAGGAACAAGUCCAGUUGCUCAUGUACAGUCGGACCGAGCCUUUCAUUAGGAUCAGCUUGUUCUGAUCCACGUUGGGGGAACUGGUGUCGGCCGGACGGCUCCAGAUGUUCUCCAGAUGUUCUUGUUCUCCAGAUGUUCUUGGCCUUCUGUCAUCGUUGGACUGUAGCAGGACGUUCCGUCUUCAGUCCAUCUUUACACGGGUCCGGAUCAGAACCGGACAGAAAACCGUUCCCUGAGAGUCACAGCAGCAGCAGGCGGUUCUGUUGGAGGUUACAGCAGAACAUCAGACCCAACAUGGCGGCUCUGUCAUGGACUUAUAAUAGUUCUCAUUAUCUGCUGAAGUCCUCGUUCCUCACAGCUGUGGUUCUCAUCCAUAUUUUAUUCUCCUGAUAGAACAUCUGGUAAAGUUCUGAAGAAGAGACGUUCCUUUGAUUUCUCUGUGCUUCCUUUAUUUUAUAUUUAAGCUGAUUGAGUUUCUGAUCAGUGCAGGACGCUGAUGAUGGUUCUAAACCACAGACCCACUGCAGCUUUUACUCUCCUGGUUCUGUUACCGUUCUCUUUGAGUUCUUUUGACUGGCCCCAAACCCAGAGCACGACUGACGGAUCUCUACCGGGCCCGGUCCGGUUCUGCUUCUGGUCAACAGCCCAGGAAGAAGCGAGGCGUAUUUCAUUCAGGUCCAUUUUAAAAUUCUGUCAUCUUUGUUUUUUAAGAGUUGUUUAGCAGCAGGUCCAAAGUACGAGCCGGGCCAUUUCUGUGCUGGUUCUGUUCGGCCCAACCGGAGUACGGCAGGGACACAGGCUGAUGUGGAGCCAGGCCUAAAAACAGAAACCAGUCAUCUUCUGCCAAUUUAUAGUAAAUAUGAACUAAAA